This is a messenger RNA of Rhagoletis pomonella (apple maggot), 1076 nucleotides long. RefSeq lists its product as uncharacterized. The record is from RefSeq and is a predicted model, not a curated record. NCBI's taxonomy places the organism in Eukaryota, Metazoa, Arthropoda, Insecta, Diptera, Tephritidae.
UUUUUCGAUUCCCCAAGGAUCCGAGACGAUAUGAGGAAUGGAUGAAACGAGGUAAAGUGCCAGAUGGAUUGCCGGAAUCACAUAUGCUCAUGUGUUCCGACCAUUUCGAUAAUAAGUAUAUAAUAAAAAAUGCACGUCGAACGAUUCUAGCAACCACAGCGGUACCAUUUUUUUAUUGUGGAGAUAAUAGUGACAUAGAUAGUGACGAUAAUAUUGAUAAGGAAUGUGAAGAAGCGAUGGAUAAAGUAGAUGAAGCAUUGGAUGCAGAAAUGGUAUUUUCCAUACAAGACUUAAAUGAUGAAUCGGCGGUCAUUAGACUGAAGGAGAGUGAACGCGUAGAUGUCGUUGAAUAUGGAAUGCUAGAUUAUGAAAAAGUGGACAAUCAAAGCGACACGGAAUAUUGUGUUGAAUCGACCACCAUGAAAGAAGCAGACGAGCACAUAGCAGAUAUGUUGGAAGAUUAUGAAGUUGCCAGCGAUUUUGAGGAAGAUCUAUUGUCUGAAGUAGUGACUCAAUCAGAGCCGAGAGAAGAUGCUGUUAAAGGUUACAAACCAAAUGUUAAAAAACGCAAAAUAAAUUCGGACAUAGAGGACAACCAGGAGCCUACCAGCUCCAAAGCUCUAGUGUCGAAAAUAAUGGCUCAAGUUGAAAAAAGUGACAACAGUGCCGCAGUAUUGAAUCGAAGCGGAAAGCAGGAAGACGGGGAACACAUUAAACACUUGCGACUGCAAAACAAAAAGCCAAGCACUCCACAACCCGAAGCUCAGAAAAUUGACCCGGAUACAUUGGUGGACUCAAAAGCAGUUACGUGUUUUAUUUUCAAGGGUGAGGAGUAUGUGCAAAUGCCCAAAGAGUAUUAUGUACAAGAAAAAUUGGAAGUCAUCGAGAAGUUGAAAAGAUAUGAAAAUGCAUUGCAGACAUUCAAAAAGAAUUUAUUGGACUUGGAUUUACCAUAAGGAACUUGACAAUUACACAUUUUCCUUUUAAUCUUAAUAAAACAAAUUCCAUUUUCUUUAAUAUUUAUUUUUAAUUAAUAAAGUAUAAAUGUACCCAGGAUAGCCUGGUAAACUUGGAAA